AUGAAGAGAGAUCGAUCCGAAAAUUCAGUUGAAAAUACAACCGACCCUAAGCACUCAAAAAUUGACAACGAUGACCCCCUGAUACCGUUCAUGAAAGAUUUCGAAGACAUCCAAAAGGACAUCGAGCAGCUCGACAUCAAAUGUGCGCACGAGCAGAUGAACAUCCAGAAGCAGUAUGAUGAGAAGAAGAAGCCUUUGUUCGAAAAGAGAGACGAAAUAAUCGAGAAGGUCCCCUGCUUCUGGGCAAACACCCUGAGGAAGCAUCCAGCACUAAGUGACAUAGUCCCAGAAGAUAUCGACAUUCUCAACUGUCUAGUGAAACUGGAUUUGAAGGAUAACAUGGAUAAUAAUGGCUCCUACAAAAUUACGUUCACGUUUAAUGAAAAGGCAAAGGAAUAUAUGGAACCUCUAACUCUCGUCAAACAUGUCACAUUUGAUAAUAAUCAAGAAAAAGUAGUUGAAUGUACUCGAAUUAAAUGGAAAGAUGGAAAAAAUCCAAUAGCAGCUGUAUCGAAUAAUAGAUCCGAUUUAGAUAAUGAAAUGCCCAAGUGGUCUAUUUUCGAAUGGUUUACUACAGAGGAGUUACAAGAUAAACCAGAUGUAGGUGAAUUGAUACGAAGAGAAAUAUGGCAUAAUCCCUUGUCUUAUUAUUUAGGCCUUGAAGAUUUUGACGAUUUCGAUGAAGACUUUGAUGAAGAAUUUGAUGAUGAGGAUGAUGAUGAUGACGAUGAUGAGGAUGAUGAGGAUGAUGAUGAGGAGGACGAUAAGGAUGAUGACGAUGAUGAGAAGGACGAUGACGACAUGGAUGGAGAUGAUGACGGGAAGGAGGACGAGAAUGAUGACUAG
Molecule: messenger RNA, 846 nt
Organism: Plasmodium cynomolgi strain B
Lineage: Eukaryota; Apicomplexa; Aconoidasida; Haemosporida; Plasmodiidae
Product: nucleosome assembly protein 1
Exons: 3
Coding region: 1-846 (281 amino acids)
Biological process (GO): protein tetramerization; nucleosome assembly
Cellular component (GO): chromatin; nucleus
Molecular function (GO): histone binding; chromatin binding
Source: RefSeq, a predicted model, not a curated record